Ilex paraguariensis (yerba mate) is the source of this 432-nucleotide messenger RNA. The record is from the annotation of a GenBank genome assembly. NCBI's taxonomy places the organism in Eukaryota, Viridiplantae, Streptophyta, Magnoliopsida, Aquifoliales, Aquifoliaceae.
AUGGCCUCUGCACUGAGAACAGCAAUGCUACGCCACAUUCGGGUUCCAGUAUCUCAAAUCCUAACCCUAAACGGAUCGAAGCUGAGCUUAUGCAGCACCGUCCGAUCAAUGUCAUCUCACGGUGACGAUCACCUAGACAAAAAAGAAGUCAUCGAUAGAGUCCUCGACGUUGUCAAGAGCUUCCCCAAAGUAGACCCUUCCAAGAGGAGGAGAAGUGAGUUGUGUUGCUGGUUUGACGAGGAAGAGAGGAAAGAUGUGACUCCCGAUGUCCAUUUUCAGAAAGAUCUGGGCUUGGACAGCUUGGACAAUGUGGAAAUUGUGAUGGCUCUAGAAGAGGAGUUCAAGCUGGAGAUUCCAGACAAGGAAGCUGAUAGGAUCGACUCCUGUGCUCUUGCAGUCGAGUAUAUUUCUAACCAUCCAAUGGCUGGUUAA